UGUCUCGUCCUCAAGGCCUACCCCGUAAUCCUCUCGUUCCCCGCCACGGCCUUGUUCUCCUUGAGACCCAGGCUUGUCGGCGUUUAGUGAGACUCCGACGCCCCAGGGUCAGCCGGGCCCGCCCUUGGUUUAACCAGAGAAACCUCUCGUUUCUAUGAUGCCACACGGCGAAAAGCCGCAGCUUCUCGGGUCGCUCGAUCUCCACGUAAAUUCCCUGACUUAGGUGGUGCAAAGAGUAUUUCUCAUACGGAGGAGAGCGCGGGUCCCGGGAACACCCAAACCCCAGAGCGAGUGAAGGGUAGAGCCGUGACUCCCGGGGAUUGCUUCUCCCGCUCCACCUCCCUGCUUCUCGGCAGGCACCUGUUUGGGAAAAGGAAUUGACGUAAGGCUACCGAGAAACGCUGUAGAGGAAAUUGGUGCUCUGGGAGUUUGCUCGGGGCUUGAGAACACAGUCGAGCGAUGACUUAAGCGCGUAGGUGAAGCCUGCCCUGGAAGACUGGAGGUGGUUUGGGACUAAGAGGCCUUCAAAGGGAGCUCUUUACUGCACCCCUCUGAACUAAGAGUCAACCCUGCAACGCUCUGAUUUCAUUAGCACAAGGAAGAUUAAACAAUGUAUAAUGUACAUGGAAUGGAAGACAGCUAAAAUUUCUAUACCCUCUUAUGUAUUUGUGGAUCAGGAAUGAGAACAAGCAGAAGAUUUCUGAGAAAUUGAAAUCACAGAGAGUGUUACCAGAAAGACCUCAAGAGAUUAUGCUAAAAUGAUGGAAAGACAGUGAGAAUGAAAGAGUUGUGGAAAAAUCCCCUAGUUAAGAGACUGCAUGAACUCACUCCCCAAGAGAAGGAUUUACAGAAAAGAAUAGACCAAAAAUUCCAAGUUAAACCCUUAAAAGUGCCUUCCAUCUGCUAAAAAAUUUUAUGAUCUUAACUCUCUAACUCACCAGAGUCUACACUGAAGAGAAAUUAUAAGUAUUCCAAAUAUGAGAAGAAUUUUUCUUAGAACUCUGCAUUGAUUCAACUCAAGGAAAUCAAGUCAGAGAAGAAGUAUUUUAAACGUUCAAAGUUUGGGAAAACCUUUAUAAAGCUUUUAGACUUGGGCAUCCCAAUACUACCAUACUUCUGAAGCAUUAUAAGCAUCCAAAGAUCCUCACUGAAAGCUGGACUUACGAGUAAUUCAUUAGAGACCCCAUACCAGGAUAAGAAAAAGAGCCAAAGACCAUGGUAUAAUGGAAAGAGCACUGUACUUGGGGUCAAGUGGUUCUCACCAUUACUAGUUAUGUGACAUUAGGCAAGUAAAUAUCGCUGGGACUCAUUUUUCUCAUUUGUAAAAUGGGAGAUGGGACUAGGUGAUCUCUAAAGUCUUUCCAACCUCUAAAUCCUAUGACCUGAGUGUGGAAAAAGCUUCACUCAAAGUAGAAAUAUCAUUAUCAACCAUGAAAUUAGUAAUUAACUAAUGUAAUAAACAUAAGAGGUUUGUCAAGACAUGUUAUUGGAUAUGGUAAAAUUGUAUUUAUUUUGGUAAUGGGCUGCUUUAUCAACUUUACUACUCAACAGAAUGUCCUCUGUUUCCAGUUCUCAGAACAUCAAAAUAGUACAUAUGGCAGGUCCUGGAAGACUGAAGACCUGUCCCAGGUUCCUAGCCUGUUGCCUCAUUAGCUGUAUUUACUGAAUUGUACAAUUUUUUUUUUUUUUAGCAGUGAGGUGAAGCCGUAGCAUUGGGAAAGAAAGAUUUGAUCUCAGUCUACCAACUGGUUCCCUCUCUUACCCUCUUUUCAACUACCUUUUAGAGACUCUAGGCAUCCUUUGAUUUUUCUUUGCUUGUACCUCCUUCCUGUUUUAUGCUCUCUGUUGUCUUAUACACCUUCUUUCACAUAGGGUUAUAAGGAGGGUUCCAGGGUACAUUUUGGUCUUCUUUCCUUCCUGAUUGUCUAUACUUGAGAAGGACAAGAAGUGAGAGGGUACCAAAACAUUCCUGAAAGUUCAUUAUUCUAGUGCUGUAAUAAUAAGGAGGAGGAGGAUCCCCAGUAGUGGCAGUUUUGAUGUUCGUUGUUAGGUUAUUACCUUCCCACCAAUCUAUACCACCUGUGGUUGCCAUUCUAUCAGUAUUUUACUACCAAUAUCUGUGCCCUCUGUGUUUUUUCAACUUUUUACUUAUUGUCAUCCAAUAUUGCUGUUUUUCUCCCAACUUCUCCUUUUUCUGUAUAUUGAAGUAACAUUCACUAUGAAUAAGAGAGGAAAAUACACAACAUUGAAUUUAGAGGAAAAAAUGAAGGUCUUGAGUAGAAUUGAAUCUGGGCACUCUCUUAAAAGCGUAAUGGAUGAAUUUGGAAUCAGUAAAUCAACAUUUUAUGAUAUUAAAAAAAAUAAGAAAUUGAUUUUGGACUUUGUGUUAAAGCAAGAUAUGCCAUUAGUCGGAGCAGAGAAAAGAAAAAGAACAACGGGUGCCAAAUAUGGUGAUGUGGAUGAUGCCGUUUACAUGUGGUACCAACAAAAGCGCUCAGCAGGUGUUCCUGUUAGAGGUGUGGAACUUCAGGCUGCUGCUGAGAGAUUUGCUCAGUGUUUUGGUCGAACAGACUUCAAAGCCAGCACUGGUUGGCUUUUCAGAUUUCGAAAUAGGCAUGCAAUAGGGAACCGAAAAGUGUGUGGGGAACAAAUUCUGAGUUCAGUUUCAGAAAAUGUUGAACCAUUUAGACAAAAGAUAUCCAUGAUCAUCAAAGAGGAGAGACUGUGUCUGGCUCAGGUAUAUAAUGGGGAUGAGACAGAUCUUUUUUGGAAAUCAAUGCCAGAAAAUAUUCAGGCAAACAAAAAAGAUAUAUGUAUGCCAGGGCGGAAAAUAAACAAAGAACGAUUGUCAGCUCUUUUGUGUGCAAAUGCAGAUGGGACCCACAAGUUGAAGUCAGUUAUUAUUGGAAAAUCAAAGCAGCCUAGGUCUAUUAAGGAUGAUGUAAAUACUUUAUCAGUGAUAUACAAGUCCAGUAAAGAGGUCUGGUUCACCAGAGAAUCAUUUUCAGAAUGGUUCUUUCAGAACUUCAUUCCAGAAGUUAGAGAUUUUCAGCUUAAUGUCCUGAGGUUGGAUGAAAAGGAUAUAAAAGCAGUGUUACUCUUAGACAAUUCUGCAGCCCAUCCUUCAACUGAGUCUCUAAUUAGUAAUGAUGGGAGAAUCAAAUGUAUCUUCUUCCCCCCAAAUACUACAUCAUUGAUUCAGCCAAUGAAUCAGGGUGUGAUCUUGAGCUGCAAACGACUUUAUAGAUGGAAGCAGCUUGACGAGAGUCUGGUAAUCUUUGAAGAGAGUGAUGAAGAACAGGAAACAGGAGGAGAAAAAACAGUUGCAGAAAUCAAAGCUUAUAACAUAAAAAGUGCAAUUUCUAACUGGGCAAAGAGUUGGGAUGAAGUAAAGCAAAUAACAAUAGCAAAUGCAUGGGAACAUCUACUUUACAAAAAAGAACCAGAAUAUAAUAUUCAAGGCUUAGAAGAUGGUGAUUAUAGAGAAAUUCUUGAGCGAUGUGGUGACCUAGAGCCCAAUUUAGGUGAUGUCAGGAUGUGGUUAACUGGAGAUAAUGAAGCACGUUGCCCUCCCAAAAUGGAAGAUGUUACUAGGGAAGUUACUCAGGAAGAAGGGGUUGUUGAAGAGGAGGUAGGACAACGUUCAGCAAAGUUUAAAUUAUCCAGUAUUCGAGAGAAUUUGGACUGUCUCCUUGACUUUGUUGAUGCCACUCCAGAGUUUCAAAGAUUCUAUUUCACACUGAAAGAGAUGCAACAGGAACUAAUCAAAAAGCAAUCCCAGAGAAGAACCUGCUCUAAAAUUGGUAGCUUUUUAAAACCAAGAGUUUGUAAUAUUAAAGAUUCUUGUAAUUUGCCUUCAACUUCUGGGUCCGGUAAUUAAGUCUUCUAUGGCGAAAGACUUGUGUUUGAUACAGCAGGCUUGGUGUGAAUUGUAAUUUUUUUCAUUAACUUACCUCACAUUACUUAUGAGUGCCCAUUUAUAUCUUUAGUUUAUAUUGUGUAUAGUACUUGAAAGUAAUAAAUUUGCAUUUCUUUAGAAACAUUCUCCAAUUUGGACAUUUACUGCUGCAGACAGUGGAGGUUUUGUAGUGCUAGAAAAAAAUGCAUUGAGUAAGCAUAAUGUGGGAAAAUCUUUAAUCCAAAUCUCAACAUCAUUUCCUAUCAGGAUAAUACACAAAGACAGAAUUUUUAGCAAGUAAAUGUGAUAUAAAGAUGUGCUGGUGAA
Messenger RNA from Vombatus ursinus (common wombat), 4225 nucleotides. It is a transcript of the gene TIGD7, whose product is annotated as tigger transposable element derived 7. Gene Ontology annotation, cellular component: nucleus. Gene Ontology annotation, molecular function: DNA binding. Lineage: Eukaryota; Metazoa; Chordata; Mammalia; Diprotodontia; Vombatidae. The transcript is spliced from 2 exons. The record is from RefSeq and is a predicted model, not a curated record. Bases 2219 to 3880 code for a protein of 553 amino acids.